Molecule: messenger RNA, 2829 nt
Organism: Plasmodium vinckei vinckei
Lineage: Eukaryota; Apicomplexa; Aconoidasida; Haemosporida; Plasmodiidae
Product: succinyl-CoA ligase, putative
Exons: 1
Coding region: 1-2829 (942 amino acids)
Molecular function (GO): acetate-CoA ligase (ADP-forming) activity; ATP binding
Source: RefSeq, a predicted model, not a curated record
AUGAGUAUACAGAAAACGGAACAAUUUUUUCUACGAAAAAGUUUUUAUAGUGUAUGGGUAGAAUAUAACAAAAAUGUAAAUUAUAAAUCUCAUUUUAAAAAUAGUUUAGAAUAUAUAUUUAAGCCAAAAAGUAUUGCAAUAAUUGGGGCAACCGAAAGAAAAGGAUCUGUUGGAAAUUCGCUUGUUAAUAAUUUAAUAAAGGGAGAAAAAAAUUAUAAACUUCAUUUUGUAAAUAUUAAAGGUAGUAAAAUAUAUGAUAGAGAAAGUUAUAAAUCAUUGAAAGAUAUUAAAGAUGAAACAAUUCAUUUAGCUGUUAUAGCAGUGCCGCGAGAUUAUGUCCUUCCAGCAAUGGAAGAAUUAAAAUCCAAAAAUGUUCGAGGGGUUGUUAUUAUUACAGCUGGAUUUAAAGAAACAGGUGAAGAAGGUUUAAAAUUAGAAAAACAAAUUAUAGAUAUAGCUAAAAAAAAUAAUAUAAGAAUUAUAGGACCUAACUGUUUAGGUAUUAUACAUUCUUAUCAUAAUAUGAAUGCAUCGUUUGCAGAUAGUGAUAUAUUAAAAGGACAUUUUUCUUUACUGUCACAAAGUGGUGCAAUAUGUUCAGCAGCUUUAGAUUUAUCUUUACAACAUAAUAUUGGUUUCUCUCAUUUUAUUUCUGUUGGAUCUAUGUGUGAUGUUCAAUUUUAUGAAUUAAUAGAAUAUUUAUUUUAUGACGAUAAUACAAAAUAUAUUUUAUUAUAUGUUGAAUCGAUUGGUGAUAUGGAUAGAUUUAUGGAAACAUGUAAAAGGAUUUGUUUAUAUAAACCUAUAAUUGUAUUAAAAAGUGGUAAAACUGCAAAAGCUGCUGAAGCUGCUAUUUCACAUACGGGUUCUAUGGUUGGAAAUUAUGAAAUUUUUUAUGCAUCUAUGAAAAAAUUAGGGGUUCUAGUUGCUGAGAAUUUCGAAGAAUUAUUUAAUAUGUGUAAAAUUUUAAAUUUAUCAAAAUAUCCUGAAACAAAUGAAGUAUGUGUUGUAACAAAUGCAGGAGGUCCUGGAGUAUUAUUAGUAGAUAGUAUAAUAAAAAAUGAUGGGUCUUUAUCUAAUUUAAAUAAUAAAUUAAAAACAGAAUUAGAUAAGUUUUUACCAAACUCAUGGAGUAAAGCUAAUCCAAUUGAUAUACUUGGUGAUGCAUCACCAGCAUUAUAUAAAAAAACUAUAGAAACAUUAGCUUUAGAUGAACAAUAUAAAAAUAUAGUUGUUUUAUUAUCCCCCCAAAGUGUUACAGAUCCUUUAAAAACAGCAGAAGAAAUAAUAAACCUUAAAAAUAGCUUGUCAUCAAAAAAUAAAUUAAUAUUAUGUAAUUAUUUAGGAGGUACAUCCUUAGAACAAUCUUCAAAUUUACUAAACAAAAAUAAUAUUCCAACAUUUGUACACCCAGAACAUUCUGUACAAAAUUUAUUAAAACUAUAUCAAAACGUUAAACAUAUACAAGGAUUAUAUCAAGAAAUACCAACCUUUUUAGCAACUGAUGAAGAAAACUAUUACAUUAAUAAUUUAAUAAAAAAACAACAUAACUUCAACUCUUCACAAAAUACACGAAAAAAUGAAGCAAUAGAAAUAAUAAAAAAAGCAUUUGAAAAUAAAAAUUAUAUACUAAAUGAAUAUGAUUCAAAACAAAUUUUAGAGGCAUAUGAUAUACCUGUUGUUAAUACAAAAAUAUAUAAAACAUUGUCUGAUGUAGAAAAUGCUGAUAAUAUAAAUUACCCUUGUGCUAUGAAAAUAUAUUCCGAUACAAUUACACAUAAAAAGGAUAUUGGAGGUGUUAUAUUAAAUAUUAAUUCUAAAGAAGAAUUAAUAAAUAGUUAUAAAAAAAUACAUGAAAAUGUACAAGCACAUAAACAAGAAAAAGGAUUCCAAGGUGUUACUAUACAAGAUAUGAUUAACAUAAAUGAUGGAAUAGAAUUAAUAUUAGGUUAUUAUUAUGAUAAAUGUUUUGGGCCUGUACUUUUAUUUGGAUCAGGAGGAUCAUAUGUUGAAAUAUUUAAAGACACCGUUUUAUUAAUACCACCUAUUACAUAUUCCUAUGCACAUCAUACGAUCAAAAAUACAAAAAUAUAUAAUGCACUAUUAGGUAAUUCAUCAAGAUUUAAAAAAUGUGAUAUGCCUAAACUUAUAACAACAAUUAUGAAUUUCUCUGAAUUAGUUUCUGAUUUAUUACCAUAUAUUAAUGAGUCAGAUAUAAAUCCAUUAUUUGUAUCUGGAGAUAAAAUGAUUGCAUUAGAUGCAAGAUUCACUUUGAGAAAGUCAAUAAAUUUUAAUUCAGAAAAUGAUGUAUAUAAUAAAGUUAGUAAAAAAUAUCCUAUGAAUCUUGUUACUAUUCACAAUGAAAAUCCUAAUGUAGAAAAUUUUUCUAAACAUAUUACUAGACCUAUACAUGAAUAUGAUUUUAAAUUAAUUCGUAAAUUUAUUAAAAAUAAUUUAGAGGAAUUACAUAAAGAUACAUUUUUUUUUGUAAAUAAAGAUCAUAUAAUAUCCGAUAUGUUCUCAUAUCAACUUUGUAAUUGUGAUUAUGAAUUAUAUAAUGUUUUAUUAAAUAUUGAAAAUAAUAAUAUUAAUGGAUUGGCAAAAAUCGAAAAAAAAAAUGAUUUACAUUGUUAUAUAUAUGCUAAAGAUAAAUCUACCUUUUCAAUUUUAGUAGAUCAAAUUAACAUACUUUCAAAACAAAAUAAUAAUUCAAAAAAUAACUUUAUAUAUAUCAAAAAAAAUUCAAAUUAUGUAGAUAGCUUGAAAAAUGCAGGAUACUCUUUAAGCCACGAACAAGAUGAUGUUGCAUGUUAUGAAAAAGUAAACUAA